Messenger RNA from Bactrocera latifrons, 1982 nucleotides. Its product is annotated as sorting nexin-29. Gene Ontology annotation, molecular function: phosphatidylinositol binding. Bases 250 to 1911 code for a protein of 553 amino acids. The transcript has 3 exons. The record is from RefSeq and is a predicted model, not a curated record. NCBI's taxonomy places the organism in Eukaryota, Metazoa, Arthropoda, Insecta, Diptera, Tephritidae.
CAGCCAUAAAGAGAACUUGUGCUAGCCUACAAAACAAAAAUAUUUUUUCUUUCUAUUUGUACAUCCAACAACAUUUUUUCACAUACCUCAUACGAAGACUAAAUUGUUUUGCUAUGCUCUAUUUUUUGGCGGGUAUUUAUUAGUUCAUAUAAACAUUAUCAACAUCAACACAAAGGGGUUAACAACAACAACAAAGGCUUAUUUAGCAAUUCGAGUAAUACAAGCUAGGCUAUUAGUUAGUGACUUAAUAUGCCAGAUUCGAUGAGUCAUGGCGAGAUCUCUUCCAACCCAGCAGCGAAGAUUAAUAUGGCAAGUGUCUCCUUUGGAGGAAGCACUUUUUGUCAGCGUAGAGAGGAUAUUUUUAAACGACUUCAGCAGAGUGCAGAAAAGUGUAAACUAAAAUUUAGUGGAAAAAAAGAAUUGGCCACGGAAAAGGAUGAUAGUGUGGCCGAGUUGUGUGAAGCAUUAGAAGACACAUUUACGUACGGUCUGAAACAAAAACAUUCAGUAGUCACGUUAACAGCGGUCAGUUUGUUUCAAAAUAUGCAUGAGAUUGUAACAGGCAAUAGCUCUGCCAUUAAUGAUAGUAACGGUGACACUACAUUUUGGGAUUUUUGUCAAAUUCACUUGACUCCACACGAACGCGAACGUUACACACAACUCAAUCAUGUCUGGACGAAAUGUGGUCUGGGCAGGGCAUUUAUACGUGCUACAUUAAACGAAAACUCACUGCAGCGAUACUUACUCACAUGGCUGGCAGAAGAAGACCUUUUGCACCGUUACUAUACGCAAUGGUCGCUUUUGUUAGACGGCAAUGCCAGCAAAGAAUUGCCACAAAUUAUUGGUUCACUACAAGAUGUACUCUUUGCGUUGACCGUUAACUCUACCGAGUUGAAUGCACCAACGCGCAUUACACCACUUCAACCGAAUAAAGAGGAACCCGUUAUAUAUGCACCUACACCAGUUCCUACCUCCUUAGGCAAAAAUAAGCGCAGAACACAAGCAGUGGAACGACCCAUCUCAACUGCCAAUUCCACUGAAGAUUUAUUAAAGGUAAUUCGGGAAGUCACUAAAGUGGCCGCCGAAAAAGAGCGUGUGGAUACAUUUCAAGCUAUGACAGAACUACCAGUGUCAGUUGAGGAAAGUGAGACUACGCCGCCAGAUCCCAUAGAACCUGAAUUAGCAUUCCUUAAAGAGCCUUUACCGGACGUUUUUCCACCAUUGGCCGCACAAAGUGAGCAGCACUCAUUGACAACAGCUAACACCGCCAGCAUACAGCAUAAUUGCAAUGAUGAUAAACAAUCCGUAAACGUAGUGAGUGAGCAGGAAGAUGAAGAUAGGAGUGACACAUCAUCGCAAUAUAGCAAGUCAUCCUCUGCCAAUUGCACCGUUAAUCAUGCAGCUAUGGAGGAAAAAUUACGUGAAAUGGAGGAACGCUGCACGCUAUUAGAGACGCGCGUUGCACAAUUGACACGUGAUAAUCGUCAGCUUGUAAGACGUUUGACACAAAACUUCAAUGGGCUAGCCAUUGAUCCCACCGCCUCCUUGGCUACUAAUUUUCUCAUAACCAUUCCAACGGCCGAGCUGAAAAAGACAAAACAUGGCACAUCCUACUAUGCCUACGAGAUACACAUAACUAUGCGUCAAAAUUUGGAACACUGGUCGUUAUUGCGUCGCUAUCGUGACUUUCACAAACUACACAAAUCACUACUUCAUACUCAUCCGACCGUGUCUUCGGUUGAAUUUCCGCCGAAAAAGCAUUUUGGCAAUAUGAACUUGGCCUUUGUAGAGGAACGGCGUCAGCAAUUGCAGAUUUAUUUGUUGAAUGUGGUGGAGAUUCUACCACAAGUCGAGGCUUGCAAGUCGAAGGCGGAAUUGCAAAGAAUAUUUCCCUUUCUGCGCGAACGGUAACACGUUUGACUGUUGUUUUAUACGUUUUUCGUUUAAUAGUAUUAAAUUGUUAUACACUUGAAAGUGCUUGU